AUGGAACACGCGCGUCCUCCGGGUGAAUUAGCGGUCGAAGGUGGUCCAGCCGCGCGCGCCAACGCGUGGCGAAAAUGUCGGAAACAGUUCGAGGUGUUUAUCAUAGCAUCCGGGGUGAGCAAGAGACAACGGACCCAACCAAAACGAGAGGAGCCAGUUGAUGAAAUACUACCAAGUACAAGUGGAUCAGGGCAAAGGGAUGAGCCACUUUAUGACAUUGGACCCCACUCUUCACUGAUACCCCAGACGGAUGUUUACUGUCAAAAUUUUGAAUUCUCGGGGUUUAUCCCUUUAGUGAAUGAAACAUAUGAAAAGAUGCGAGCCGUAGAUCCUCGCUUACAUGAUAGACUGCCCUUAAGUAUGUAUACUCAUGCCAUGGCUACCCAUUUAAACUUAGAAAUCUUAGAGGUAGCAAGGAAAGCAGGGCAAAACGUCCUUAAUCUCCGUACUGAUGCGAGGGAAAUACUACCAGACUAUCAGGUAGUUCCCCAAGCAAUAGCGGAUUAUAUAUCUCAUGUUGCCGAAGUCAUUACACAAGAUGGAAAAGAAGUUAGACUUAAUCGUCCUUCACAGGCUAUACCACAAGGCCCAAUAAUGCAGAACCACAUUGAGAUUAGUCCAAGUGGCACUUUUGGAGCACUGAAUGCUGAAAACCAUAAUCUAUAUGAGUGUUACAUAUCACCGUAUGUUACUUCAGCCAGAAUUACAGCUUCGCAGCAGCGAAAUCAAGAAUACGGACCCUUACCAGAAGAACUAAUUCCUGGUAAUCUUGUACCAAACCGUAAUUUACUAGGGUUUGAAGAUAUUGACAUUAACACUCAUGGAGCAGCAGCCAGAUUAGAUGGAAUUGUAUUCCCUAACGACAAUACACUCGAAGGCAGAUACCGAUACUCUCCCCUCCUACACACUAGAGUGUAUACUAUAUUAGCUGAGAUGAAAGACCGGUUCAAGAUGUUAGAGCUUAGAAGAGAGCAGAACCCACAAGGCUUAAACUUGCAAGAUAGAAUAAAAAGGAGAGUUACUGCAGUUAAUCUAGCCUUCGUCGAAUCAAUAGGCCCCGUUAAUGAUGCUGAUAUACCACUCUUCCUUAAGACAGCAGAUGUGCAUAGCUUUGGAGCUCAAGGAUCAGCUGUAUCAAAUCAGGCCAAUAUUGAGACGCUACAUAGACGUCGAGUAACGCAGGCACGCGGUCUAUGCUGUUUAACUGAGGCUGGAAACGCCCCAGGUGGAUGGGUUGCCACCUGUAACAGUAAUUUUAACAUGGCUGGUAUAUUUGGUCCAGUCCUACAUGCGGACUAUCCACAAUUACGAGAGAGUCACUUCAGCUCUCGUGGUCCGGCUGGGAAUAGAACCAACGCUCUGACUAACUUUAUAGACAGAAAUUACUACAAAGUCAACCGUUAG
Molecule: messenger RNA, 1404 nt
Organism: Pieris macdunnoughi
Lineage: Eukaryota; Metazoa; Arthropoda; Insecta; Lepidoptera; Pieridae
Source: the annotation of a GenBank genome assembly